AUUAAUCUUUUUCCCAUCCUUCUGCAAGGAGACCUCCACACUUUUAUCAGAGUAACUGUGCAAUGGGGAAAGGGAAAUAAUCAGACAUUUUCAGGACUACUAGACACUGGCUCAGAGCUGACGUUGAUUCUAGGGGACGCAAAACAUCAUUGUGGUCCUCCAGUUAGAGUACAGGUUUAUGGAGGUUAGGUAAUUAAUGGAGUUUUAGCUCAGUUUCAACUUACAGUGGGUCCAGUGGGUCCAGUGGGUCCCCAGACUCAUCCUAUGGUCAUUUCCCCAGUGCCAGAAUGCAUAAUUGGCAUAGACAUACUUAGUAGCUGGGAGAAUGCCCACAUUGGUUCCCUGACUGAUAGGGUGGGGACUAUCAUGAUGGGAAAGGCCAAAUGGAAACCAUUAGAGCUGCCUCUACCUAGGAAACUAGUAAAUCAAAAACAAUAUUGCAUCCCUGAAGAGAUUGUGGAGAUUAGUGCCACCAUCAAGGUCUUGAAAGAUACAGGGGUGGUGAUUCCCACCACAUCCCCAUUCAGCCCUCCAAUUUGGCCUGUGUGGAAGACAGAUCGAUCUUGGAGAAUGACAGCAGAUUAUUAUAAGCUUAGCCAAUUAGUGACUCCAACUGCAGCUGCUGUACCAGAUGUGGUUUCACUGCUUGAGCAAAUUAACACAAUUCGUGGUAUUUAUGUAGCCAUUGACUUGGAAAAUGCCUUUUUCUCUAUUCCUGUCCCUAGGGCCUACCAGAUGCAAUUAGCCUUCAGUUGACAAGGCCAACAAUAUACCUUUACUGUCCUACCUCAGGGGUAUAUCAACUCUCCAGCUUUGUGUCAUAAUCCUGUUCAAAGAGACCUUGAUCGCUUUUUGCCUCCACAAGAUAUCUCAUUGGUCUGUUACAUUGAUGACAUUGUGCUGAUCAGAUCCAGUGAGCAAGAAGUAGCAAACACAAUGCACUUAUUAGUGAGACAUUUGCAUGGCAGAGGAUGGGAAAUAAAUUCAACAAAGAUUGAGAGAACUACUACCUUAGUAAAAUUUCUAGGGGUUCAGUAGCGUGGGGUCUGUCGAGAUAUUCCUUCUAUGGUGAAGGAUAAGUUGCUGCAUUUGGCCCCUCCUACAACCAAGAAAGAGGCACAAUGCCUAGUAGACAUAUUUGGAUUUUGGAGGCAACACAUUCCUCAUUUAUUAUUCACUCGGCCCAUUUAUCACGUAACCUGAAAGGCUGCCAGUUUUGACUGGGGUACAGAACAGGAGAAGGCUCUUGGACAACAGAUCCAAGCUGCUGUGCAAGCUGCUCCGCUUGGGCCAUAUGACCCGGCAGAUCCAAUGGUGCUUGAGGUGUCAGUGGCAAACAGGGAUGCUGUUUGGAGCACCUGGCAGGCCACCAUAGGUGAAUCAUAGCAGAGGUCUCUAGGAUUUUGGAGCAAGGCUCUGCCAUCUUCUGCAGAUAACUACUCUCCAUUUCAGAGACAGCUCUUGGCCUGUUACUGGGCUUUGGUGGAAACUGACCUUUUGACUAUGGGUCAUCAAGUCACCCUGAGACCUGAACUGCCUGUCAUGAACUGGGUGCUUUCUGCCCUAUCUAGCCAUAAUAUGGGUCAUGCACAGCAGCAUUCCAUCAUAAAGAAGUGGUAUAUACAUGAUCCAGCUCAAGCAGGUCAUGAAGGCACAAGUAAGUUACAGGAAAUGGCUCAAAUGCCCAUGGUCUUUACUCCUGCCACCCUGCCUUCUCUCCCCCAGCCUGCACCAAUGUCCUCAUGAGGAGUUCCCUGUGCUCAGUUGACAAAGGAAGAGAAGACUAGGGCCUGGUUCACAGAUGGUUCUGCAUGAUAUGCAGGCACCACCCAAAAGUGGACAGCUGCAGCACUAUAGCCCCUUUCUAGGACAUCUCGGAAGGACAGAGGGAAAUCUUCCCAGUGGGCAGAACUUUGAGCAAUGCACCUGGUUGUGCACUUUGCAUGGAAGGAGAAAUGGCCAGAUAUGCGAUUUGAUUCAUGGGCUGUAGAGAAUGGUUUGGCUGGAUGGUCAGGGACUUGGAAUAAGCAUGAUUGGAAAAUCAGUGACAAAGAAAUUUGGGGAAGAGGUAUGUGGAUGGACCUCUCUGAGUGGUCAAAAACUGUGAAGAUAUUUGUAUCCCAUGUGAGUGCUCACCAAAGGGUGACCUCAGCAGAAGAUUUUAAUAAUCAAGUGGAUAGGAUUACCCGUUCUGUGGACACCACUCAGCCUCUUUCCCCAGCCACCUCUGUCAUUGCCCAACAGGCCCAUGAACAAAGUGACCAUGGUGGCAGGGAUGGAGGUUAUGCAUGGGCUCAGCAACGUGGACAUCCACUCACCAAGGCUGACCUGGCUACGGCCACUGCUGAGUGCCCACUUUCCCAACAGCAGACAACACUGAGCCCUCAAUAUGGGACCAUUCUUCAAGGUGAUCAACCAGCUACCUGGUGGAAAGUUGAUUAUAUUGGACCUCUCCCAUCAUGGAAAGGGAUGAGGUUGGUCCUAACUGGAAUAGACAGUUACUCUGGAUAUGGGUUUACCUAUCCUGCAUGCAAUGCUUCUGCAAAGACUACCGUCCAUGGACUCACAGAAUGCCUUAUCCACCAUCAUGGUAUUCCACACAGCAUUGCCUCUGACCAAGGCACUCACUUUACUGCUAAAGAAGUGUGGAAGUGGGCUUGUGCUCAAAGAAUUCACUGAUCUUACUAUGUUCUCCAUCAUCCUGAAGUAGCUGGAUUGAUAGAACAGUGGAACGGCCUUUUGAAGUCACAAUUACAACACCAACUAAGUGAUAAUACUUUGCAGGGCUGGGGCAAAAUUCUCCAGAAGGAUGUGUAUGCUCUGAAUCAGCAUCCAAUAUAUGGUACUGUCUCUCCCAUAGCCAGGAUUCACAGGUCCAGGAAUCAAGGGGUGGAAGUGGAAGUGGAAGUGGCACCACUCACCAUCAUCCCUAGUAAUCCACUAGCAAAAUUUUUGCUUCCUGUUCCCACGACACUAUGUUCUGCUGGCCUAGAGGUCUUUGUUCCACAGGGAGAAACACUGCCACCAGGAGACAUAACAAAAGUUCCAUUAAACUGGAUGUUAAAAUCACCACCUGGACACUUUGGGCUCCUCCUACCAUUAAGUCAACAGGCCAAUGGAGUUACAGUGUUGGCUGGGGUAAUUGACCCGGAGUAUCAAGAUGAAAUCAGUCUACUACUCCACAAUGAAGGUAAGGAAAAGUACGAAUGGAAUACUGGAGAUCCAUUAGGGUGUCUCUUAGUAUUACCAUGCCCCGUGAUUAAGGUCAAUGGGAAACUACAACAACCCAAUCCAGGCAGGACUACAAAUGGCCCAGACCCUUCAGGAAUGAACGUUGGGGUCACUCCACCAGGAAAAAAACCAUGACCUGCUGAGGUGCCUGCUGAAAGCAAAGGGAAUACAGAAUGGAGUAAAUGGAAGCAGGCCAGUACCUCGGAUGUCAGGUUGGUAACAGCUCCUUGGAAUACUACUAAUUCUGGAACUAGUCAAGUAGUUUUUCACAUUUGA
Macaca mulatta (Rhesus monkey) is the source of this 3507-nucleotide messenger RNA. The record is from RefSeq and is a predicted model, not a curated record. Lineage: Eukaryota; Metazoa; Chordata; Mammalia; Primates; Cercopithecidae.